Molecule: messenger RNA, 2831 nt
Organism: Macaca mulatta (Rhesus monkey)
Lineage: Eukaryota; Metazoa; Chordata; Mammalia; Primates; Cercopithecidae
Source: RefSeq, a predicted model, not a curated record
CUUUCAAUUUCAAAACUUCUCUAUGGCUUCCUCCAUCUGUUCUUUCCUCCUUCUGAAAAGUGCUUUCUUUGCCCCUUUACAGAACUAACCACUUCAGCAACUCUUUGGACACUUUCCUUCUUGUGAAUAAUUUGCUCUAUCGGCCCCUCAAAAGCUUGCCGUGUAUGUAAAUUAUUACCUGUAAGAGGAACCGCUGGGAGUCGUGCAAACUUUCAUUGUAAACUUUAGCCCAGAAUUUGGCUCCUCCUGCAGAAUGUCUCCACCAAUCAAGGAAAGUGCUUUGGGCCAGUCUUGCUCCUCCGGGUUGUCAGGCUGCUCCUCCCUCUUGUUUUGACUGCUACGAGGAAAAAGCAGAUGUGAGAACUCAAGAUUCAGGGCUGCUCUUCUAGGAAACAAGUCUGCCAUAAUCUCCAGCUGUGUUGGAAUCUGUUAACUAAUGAAUUGGUCUCUGUGCAAAUCCUGAGUGCUAAAGUUUCCAACAAGACUGAUGCUAGCUUGUGUCACCAUGAAGAUGCUACAUCAUGCCAAGUGUUGCCAGCGCCUAACAAUUUUUGGUUCUGUGAGGGCAUUGCAUAAAGAUAAUAGAAGAGCAACCCCUCAGAAUUUUUCCAACUAUGAAUCCAUGAAACAGGACUUCAAACUGGAGAUUCCAGAGUAUUUCAACUUUGCUAAAGAUGUCCUGGACCAAUGGACUAAUAUGGAAAAGGCUGGAAAGAAACCUUCAAAUCCAGCCUUCUGGUGGAUCAAUGGAAAAGGAGAAGAGGUGCGAUGGAGUUUUGAGGAACUGGGAUCUCUGUCCAGAAAAUUUGCCAAUAUACUUUCAGAAGCCUGUUCCCUACAAAGAGGAGAUCGGGUAAUUCUGAUUCUACCCAGGGUCCCAGAGUGGUGGCUUGCAAAUGUGGCCUGUCUGCGAACAGGGACAGUUUUAAUUCCAGGAACCACUCAGCUGACCCAGAAAGACAUUCUCUACAGACUACAGUCUUCAAAAGCAAACUGCAUCAUCACCAAUGAUGUUUUAGCCCCAGCAGUAGAUGCUAUUGCACCCAAAUGUGAAAAUCUGCACUCCAAGCUGAUUGUAUCAGAGAACUCCAGAGAGGGGUGGGGGAACCUUAAGGAGAUGAUGAAAUGUGCCAGUGACAGCCACACCUGUGUGAAGACAAAACACAAUGAGAUCAUGGCCAUGUUCUUUACCAGUGGAACAAGUGGAUAUCCGAAAAUGACUGCACAUACCCACAGCAGUUUUGGCUUAGGAUUAUCUGUAAAUGGAAGGUUCUGGCUAGAUUUAACACCCUCAGAUGUGAUGUGGAAUACCUCAGAUACGGGCUGGGCAAAGUCUGCCUGGAGUAGUGUUUUUUCUCCAUGGAUCCAGGGAGCAUGUGUAUUCGCACACCAUUUACCCCGUUUUGAGCCAACUUCUGUCUUGCAAACACUCUCCAAGUACCCCAUUACAGUCUUCUGUUCAGCAGCAACUGUAUACCGAAUGCUUGUACAGAAUGAUAUGGCCAGCUAUAAGUUUAAAAGCUUAAAGCACUGUGUAAGUGCUGGGGAACCAAUCACCCCUGACGUGACUGAAAAAUGGAGAAACAAGACGGGCCUAGAUAUCUACGAAGGAUAUGGACAGACUGAAACGGUGCUAAUCUGUGGAAAUUUUAAGGGAAUGAAAAUUAAACCUGGCUCAAUGGGAAAACCUUCUCCUGCUUUUGAUGUUAAGAUUGUAGAUGUAAAUGGCAAUGUUCUACCUCCUGGACAAGAAGGAGAUAUUGGCAUUCAAGUUCUACCUAACCGACCAUUUGGCCUUUUUGCUCAUUAUGCAGAUGAUCCUUCAAAAACAGCUUCAACUCUACGAGGCAAUUUCUAUAUCACUGGGGACAGAGGGUAUAUGGAUGAAGAUGGGUAUUUUUGGUUUGUUGCAAGAUCAGACGAUAUCAUAUUAUCCUCUGGUUAUCGAAUUGGACCAUUUGAGGUAGAAAAUGCCCUGAAUGAACACCCUUCAGUUGCAGAGUCAGCUGUUGUCAGCAGCCCAGACCCCAUCAGAGGAGAGGUAGUAAAGGCUUUUAUUGUUCUAAAUCCUGAUUACAAGUCACAUGAUCAAGAACAACUAAUAAAGGAGAUUCAGGAGCAUGUUAAAAAAACUACAGCACCUUACAAAUAUCCCAGAAAGGUAGGCAUCCUAAUUAUAACAAAUAUUUGCUCAGUGUUAUGGAAAAUUUCAACUGUUUAUUUUUACAUUUUAAUGAAUAUUUUCUUCACACAUGCUACACCACAUGUCCCAAACUGAACUGAUGACAUAUGGGUAAAAAUCAGAAUCUUUGAGAUUAAAAUGAAACCCUGAACCUAUUUUGUUUGAUCCUUUGGCUUACUGGACUUGCAGUAAAUACUUAAUAUCAAGACAAGUUUCCUAACAAUACCCUUUUCCCUAUUUUGGUUUUACCCAAAACCCAUUCCAAAGACUAUUCUAAUUCUUCCACCUAGAAUUCAUAAUCAAACUGCUAUAUAAUUGGCUUUAUGUAAAGAUAAAAAUUUCCAGGCUAAUUUUCUUCCUCUUGAUGCCAACAGGUAGAAUUUAUUCAAGAGCUGCCAAAGACUAUCAGUGGGAAGACAAAAAGAAAUGAACUGAGAAAGAAAGAAUGGAAGACAAUUUAAAUUUGUUUCAUUAAUUACCAUAUCUAUAAAACAAACAUAGUAUCUGUCAAUCUCUAGAAACCACAGGAUGAUGGAGACGUGAUAAAAACUGUGGUAGUAUGCUUAGAAACUGUUGAUUUUUUAAAAUAUCUUGUGGUUAUGAUAUCAGAGGCUAAAUUUUGAAAUAAAAUAUUUGGCAAAUUCCUCCA